AACGGAUACCAGUCGGAAUCGGGUUCUCUGCACGGUCGCUCGUAGUGCGGUAGUAGUACGCUGCUGCGGCUGCUUCUUUCCUAUCUGUGCUGCUCAGUGGGUUCACAGUUUGCAACUUGAACCACUUGAAUAAUCUGCCGUUUCGAGUGCUUCCGUUUCAUCCUCGGGAUACGACGGGUGACAGUUCGCGAAUCCACGUUUCGACAGUCCGCUUAGUGCCGGUGGGGUUCGUCCCUGUUGUGUGAUGUGAGCGGAUGUCACAUCAAAAUAAGCAGUGAUUCCGUUCACGCAAACAAGUGGAUACGACAUCUGAAAAUAGUGGGCAGCAAACCUACUGUAUAUGUACUCCUCCGUGAUUUGAUUGCUUUGGUGGUGUGCGUAUGCAGGAAACAGAACGACCGUGCCGGAUGGGAUAGAUGUGAAAGUCAUACUAGAAAGUAAAAUAUAGAAUAACAACAAAAACAACGGCAGCAAUAUAAAUACCAGCACAUAUCGGCAUAGUGUAAAAAUAUAUCAAUUACGAAAUUACAACCGAGUUCUGAUCCGAGAAGAUACUAGAGAAGAAAAUAGAGAGUGUGGUUCGUGUGUUCUAGCUGUGUGGUGUAUUUAGUAACCAGUGCACUCGUCCGCAUCAUCAUCAUUCAACACAUGUGCUAGAUGACAGCUCGUAGUAGGCCGUGGCAGAGAGGAAGACAGCGUAAAAACAGCAGGCCGAUGUUUCAAUAAUCAUCAGGUUUGUGAUGGAGUUCUAAAUUGAAGAAGUAGCUGGAAAAGGUGAAACGAAGCUGUGCAGGACGGACGAACGCUUGGUGCAAUCAGGGGCCACUGCAAAAGCCACCGGCAAACAAGAAAUAUCAAUUAAGAAACGCACAUAUCAGCUGAUUAGUCAGAGCGCUGCGAACAAAACGAUGCAACCCAGUAAACUCAUAUCUUUGGCAAUGUGUGAGAAAGUACGCAACUAAUCUUCGCGAUGUGAAUUGCCACGAUCUGUGCAAGAUCUCAACCAAAUAGCGAAUCGAUCGACUUGAUCGCUUGCCAAUAACAAAUUACUUCUAAACAUACGCACACACACAAACACCGAUACAAAUUUAAACCGAAACAAUGGGACUGAUAGGUAGGCGGAGAUCGAGCUUCCUGAAGAUCAUCGCACUGCUGGGGGUGGUGUGGUUUAUGGUCGUGUUCGUGAUCUACUCCGACGACGGAAGUGGAAGCAGUGGACGAUCGGUAGCGAGUGGCGGUAGUGCGGCAGGUCCCGGUGAAAGUGCAUUUGAGGCUCCCAGGAGGCUACCGCUGCAGGGUAUACGGGAUAAGUUGAAUCAGUUCAUCAUCAAUGCUCGGGAAGAUGCGAACAAGGACGAACUGGGGAACGAUGGAGACUUGCCGGACUAUGUCGAUAAUAACAUCGACCGGGAUGGUGAUAUUGCUGUGAAGCCAGCGGAGAAGGAGCUGCAGAAGAAGAUUCCACCGAAGAGUAGGAAGCGAAAUGAGAAUUUAGAUAUCGAAGGAGUGAUUGCCCCACCGAAUGAGGACGGUCUGGAUUCACCCGGUGCCAUGGGUAAGCCGGUAGUUUUACCCAAGGAUAUGUCACCGGAGAUGAAGAAAGCAGUCGACGAUGGUUGGGCCAAGAAUGCAUUCAAUCAGUAUGCAGCCGAUUUGAUUUCUGUUCGCCGCAGUCUCCCGGAUCCACGGGAUCAGUGGUGCAAGGAACCGGGACGCUACCAAACCGAUCUUCCAGCCACCUCAGUAAUCAUUUGCUUCCACAACGAAGCCUGGUCAGUGCUGCUGCGAACGGUACAUUCCGUACUCGAUCGUUCCCCUGAACAUCUGGUCAAAGAGGUCAUCCUAGUAGAUGACUUCUCGGAUAUGCCACAUACUCAGAAACAGCUAGAGGACUAUUUCGUGGCCUAUCCACGAGUGAAGAUCAUUCGGGCACCAAAACGAGAAGGAUUGAUUCGUGCGCGGUUGCUAGGUGCUCGCUACGCAACUGCUCCCGUACUGACCUACUUGGAUUCGCACUGCGAGUGUACCACUGGAUGGUUGGAACCGUUGCUGGAUCGUAUUGCGAAGAAUUCAACCACCGUGGUUUGUCCAGUGAUUGACGUGAUCGACGAUAACACGAUGGAAUACCAUUAUCGGGACUCUGGCGGUGUCAAUGUGGGAGGAUUCGACUGGAAUCUGCAGUUCAAUUGGCAUGCGGUCCCUGACCGGGAGAAGAAAAGGCACAAGAGCACCGCGGAACCAGUCUGGUCUCCAACGAUGGCGGGUGGCCUUUUCGCAAUUGACAAGGAAUUCUUCGAACGGCUAGGAACGUACGAUUCCGGAUUUGAUAUCUGGGGUGGUGAAAAUUUAGAGCUUUCCUUCAAGACGUGGAUGUGUGGAGGCACACUCGAAAUCGUUCCUUGUUCUCACGUAGGUCACAUCUUCCGAAAGCGGUCGCCUUACAAGUGGCGAACGGGCGUGAAUGUGAUCAAACGGAACUCGGUCCGAUUAGCGGAGGUUUGGCUGGACGAAUACGCCAAGUAUUACUACCAGAGAAUCGGCAACGAUAAGGGCGAUUACGGAGAUGUAUCCUCACGGAAAAAGCUCCGAGAGGAUCUGGGAUGCAAAUCUUUCCGGUGGUACCUGGAUAACAUCUUCCCGGAGCUAUUCAUACCAGGAGAAGCGGUCGCUUCCGGAGAGGUAAGGAACAUGGGAUACGGAAACCGUACGUGUCUGGAUGCUCCAGGAGGCAAAAAGAAUCUGCGAAAACCAGCGGGACUCUACCCUUGCCAUAAUCAAGGCGGAAAUCAAUACUGGAUGCUGAGCAAAACGGGUGAAAUCCGUCGGGACGAAGCCUGCCUGGACUUUGCCGGUCAGGAUGUGAUACUGUACCCGUGCCACGGUUCCAAGGGCAAUCAGUACUGGAACUAUUCGCUCAGUUCGCGCCUGCUGCGGCACGGUUCCUCCGACAAGUGUCUGGCCAUCAACGAGGGCAAACAGAAGCUCAUCAUGGCGGACUGUGAUGCGACGGUCGACGCGCAGAAGUGGAUAUUCCAAAACUACGAUCCUAGCAAGCUGUGAGAUGGCGUCGUGCGUUCCCCGAGCAACGGGGAAUGAGUUUUAGGUUCGAUGUAACAAGAUGACCGUUGAUUAUUUUUCGAUGGAAAGUGGAAAGUAUGGACGAAAAAAAUCAAGUCAGGUAGGACUGUUUAGUUUUUAAUAUAUUCAAAACUAUUUGUUUUCCAACCCGAGAGAAACAGACAGAGAGUUAGUCGUAGAUAGAGAAAUGAUUUUAAUGUGAUUUUUAUGGUAAACUAUUAUUUAAACAAUUGAGUGAGCGUCCUGGUUCAAUUUGCCUACUAAACGGCGCACACUGUAAUCGUCAUAGUUACACGCAAAUCAAACAAAUGAGAUGAGAUACUUUAUUCCGCCAGUAGUUCGUAGUUCAAUUUUUUUUUCGCUCUACCAAACCCCCCGAAAGUUCACUAGUGAAACCAUAAACUGCCAUAAACAUUUCCCGAACUGAGCCACGCACUUUCGGCUAGAAGGUUUGUUAUUGUUUACUUUCGAGUACGAAACUGUCAAACAUAUCGAAAGAUUUCAAGGCAUGCACCCCUGCUGCAUGUGACGCCGCCGCCGCGCUUAGUAGGCUAUGAAUUAACGAUGCUUCCCGUUUCCGUUCGCCCUGACAGCAACUUGCGUAAAAUGUACAGAAACGAAAAUCAGCCGCAGCCUGCUGCGCGGCUAUUCAUUUGAACGUCGCUGAGCAUAUCUGCGAAGAAGUCAAACUGAGAAAUUCCCACAAAAAAUCUACAUUCCAAUUAAACUGAACAUCACCUAGUGUAAAGUUUAGAAGCAAAGCAUAUAAUAGUAUACAAAAGGCAGACAACUACUGCUCCUCAAACAUAUCAAGAUACGACAUUCAGAGAAGUUUGCCAUAUAGAUGAACUAAUUUUUCUGACCUCUCCGGAUAGUUUUUAAACAACUGAUACAUGUAGCAAAAGACUUUAUUACACCGACAUAUCUAGGAACUGUAUUUCUUCCCAUUCUCUACAUAGAAACGAACUGCUAGACAGACUUUUGAACUGUUCUUUUACCCCUCUAUUCCUGUACAACAAAUAAGUUGACAAAUGGGACUUUUCAAUCGAUGAACGUAGAGAUCCUACCCAAACACACACACAAAUAGAACUAUCCUAAGGAGUUGAAACGUUGCCGAACGAAUGCGUUGAAGACCGAUCGUAGAUCGCGAGUUGUUUUUCGAACAAAAUGGGAGUGAAUGAGCGUGUUUCUACAUGUGCCUUGUAAAUUAUUGUCAAACAUAUUAAUUGAUUCAAAAUUGAGCAACCAAGCGAUUACUUAACUUAACUUAUAAAAUUAUAAAAAACAAGAAAAAACAUGUUAUUUUUAAUUAUUGUACUUAGUUCUUACAGUAGUUAUACAAAGCGCAAGUUAAAUAAUCUAGAAGCAAACAAAGCAAAUACUGCAUACAUGAAAAAUUGUACAUACAUAUCUUUAUCAAAAAAAAAAAAACAAAUCUUUCGAUGCAAUAAAAAUAAAUGUGAAAAAACAAACUACCUAGAUGAUAGCAACAACACAAUUAUAAAACAAAAGAAAGAUCAUACUUUAAAAGUAGGUUUACUUGAUGUGAAAGCAUUACCUUAAAAAGUAGGGGCAAAUAGCAAAAACAAAAGGAAGAACAUCAAUCUUCCAAGUAUGUAACUAUUCUACGUGCUACGUUUAGCUCUUUUGUACAGUUAACGAGAAUUACAUAUCUUCACAGAUGAAUAAACAGAACGAAAACUCCGA
Topomyia yanbarensis is the source of this 4785-nucleotide messenger RNA. It is a transcript of the gene Pgant9, whose product is annotated as putative polypeptide N-acetylgalactosaminyltransferase 9. NCBI's taxonomy places the organism in Eukaryota, Metazoa, Arthropoda, Insecta, Diptera, Culicidae. The transcript is spliced from 12 exons. The record is from RefSeq and is a predicted model, not a curated record. Gene Ontology annotation, cellular component: Golgi apparatus. Bases 1102 to 3060 code for a protein of 652 amino acids.